Messenger RNA from Penicillium coprophilum, 573 nucleotides. RefSeq lists its product as uncharacterized. The record is from RefSeq and is a predicted model, not a curated record. NCBI's taxonomy places the organism in Eukaryota, Fungi, Ascomycota, Eurotiomycetes, Eurotiales, Aspergillaceae. The annotation marks the transcript as partial. The transcript has 3 exons. Gene Ontology annotation, cellular component: nucleus. Gene Ontology annotation, biological process: regulation of transcription by RNA polymerase II. Gene Ontology annotation, molecular function: DNA-binding transcription factor activity, RNA polymerase II-specific; sequence-specific DNA binding.
CAAGACGUAUUUCCCCUCUGUAUUGAAUUCCCAUAUACGCAGGAAAUGAAUCACACCUCAGCCAUGAGCGGCAAUGGCGUUGACCACCAUCGUCCGUUUCCCUGUGAUGAAUGCUCAAAGUUGUUUACCCGGAGUGAAAACCUACAGCGGCAUAAGCGUGCACGUCACGGUGGUGCCUCGCGCAGAGACUUCCAGUGUGGGAAGUGUCAUGCUCGAUUUUCCCGAAGGUCUUAUCUCCAUUUUCAUGCCUGCCAUUACAAUAACACUGAUAGUGUUGCAGCGACGUAUAUAAACGACAUGGUAAUCGUUGUCGUGCGACGGGACCUCCACCUCAGACAACUCAGCCGCAGGCACCAUGGGAGGGUAUGCAUACCCCCCCAUGUAAUGGUCGGAAUAACCUCACCCUUGGCUACCAACCGCAACCCAGCCGAACGUGUUGUGACCGACGAAGAUUUUUGGGAAGAGCACAGUACAUUUGCUACUGAGUUACCCCAGAGUUUCUCAUCUUCGUCCCCUAGGUAUGCUUGCCUUGAGCUAUUUGUAUCAAUUGCGCCCGAUGCUGUUCCCUCUUAG